AUGCCGCACUUGCAGAUUCGCCGGUCUUUCCGGGUCCCAGGUGCUGCUCGCGUUUUUGCCUCAUUGACGAAACGGUCGAACGCAUCCACUCAGAAGUACAACGCGCCGGAGUGGGACGGAAACCAGAGGUUCAAUCAUGAAUCCCGUCUCUGCGUUCCUGCAGAAGAAGUCGAUUGCGAGGCCGGAGGAGAAACUCCUCCCGGGGUGCAGCACAUCAAUAGACUGACAGGAGUCACGAACAGUGUAGAGGAUCCGUCUCCCAAGAGCCCGGGCUCACAGCUGCAGGCUGUCGCAGGAAUGGCAGAAAAUCACUCAAGCGGAGUUUUGGCGGCGACAUCUGCGUCGGCUUUAAAAAGUGAAUCAACGGGUCCAUUCAGAGAUUCUGUAGAAAUUGUGCAGCAGGAACGUUCUUCCUCCUCAGUCAAGGGGAAAGCAAGUAUUCCAUCUGCAGUUGAGACCGACAACCCGUCAUUGACGGUAACGCGGCCAUCAGGAAAAACUUCAUAUGGAGGCGAAAGUGCACUUGACGCAAUUCGACCAUGCCCUACGCGGGUGGCAUUCACAGUAAAAGAGCAACGCAGUUUAGAAGGAAUUGUCAGACGGAGGCACACAAAGCAGGGACAGUCGCGUGAAUCUCGCCGCGCUGCGGCGGCGGGGAAACUGACUAGUAAGAAAGAACGCCCUUAUCAGGAGAAGGCUCGUCUUUUCUUGAAUGGCGAAGUGUCUGCGGCACUGUUCGUGGAGCUUGGGAUCGCGACUUCGUGUAGGAAAGGUUUGAAGAAGGGUUUUUUUAACCAGGAUGACUUUUUUGCAUAUCAAUGUGACGAGUGGGGCUUGUACGGCGUGUUCGAUGGGCACGGUCCUGGAGGGCAUCUGGUGGCAAAUUUCGUUCAGUGGCACCUACCAAAUAUUAUACACGAAUACAUGAUCACGAAUGAUCCUAAAGUGGCACUUUAUCGGGCGUUUAUUCGAGUGAACGCCAUGUUGAAGGACGCCUCUGAGGCUCAGAAAUUCGACAGCGCAUCAAGUGGGUCAACGGCAUCUGUCGUUUUGCACCGAAGAGAGGAGCGCAAGCUCUUCUUCGCCCAUGUAGGGGAUUCAAGGAUUGUACUAGCCAGACGGAACUCUCAGGGGCGACUAGUUGCAGACUGUGUGACGAAGGAUCAUAAACCGGACGAUCCGACAGAACGGGCGAGGAUCGAGAGGAACGGAGGAGAGGUUCGGCGCCCUACAGGUCACAUUCCUCACCGGGUUUUCUUAAAAGGCAAGAACUAUCCGGGGCUUGCCAUGUCAAGAUCUAUCGGCGACUCCAUGGGUCACUGCGCCGGGGUUACGCCAGAGCCCGAUGUGUCCGAUUUCGACCUGCUCGAGGAUCGUGACGAAGUGGUGAUAAUGUGUACGGACGGAGUAUGGGAGUUCAUAACCCCUGACGAAGUCGUAGAGAUAGUCAGCCGCUAUAGCAUAUACCAGGCAGACGAGGCUGCUCAAGAGCUCAGUCGGGAAGCAUGGAGACGAUGGCUGGAACAGGACGGACAUUCGGUGGAUGACAUUACAGUUCAGAUUAUUCAUCUCUUCCCUCCAGCCCAGGACAAGGACUCGCGCAUACAUGCGCAUUAG
Besnoitia besnoiti is the source of this 1617-nucleotide messenger RNA. Its product is annotated as putative PP2C. Gene Ontology annotation, molecular function: protein serine/threonine phosphatase activity; cation binding. Bases 1 to 1617 code for a protein of 538 amino acids. Lineage: Eukaryota; Apicomplexa; Conoidasida; Eucoccidiorida; Sarcocystidae. Gene Ontology annotation, biological process: protein dephosphorylation. The record is from RefSeq and is a predicted model, not a curated record. The transcript has 3 exons.